AUGACGGUGGUGGUUUUGGAGAAUUUAUCGCAGAAUGCCUUAUCAAAGAUCAAGACAAUUGGAGAGAUUGACGGCGUUAGAAGCCGCCAUGACUUCAACUUUACUCAACCCACUCUCAACACUCAACUUCUAUUGACAGUUAAUGUUGACAGUUUGGGUUUUUUAUUCACUGAAACUGUUGAUCAUAGGAUAGAAAUCCAACAUGAAGCCACUUUCGAUGCAUUUGCGUUUGUGCAAGCUUACAAACGUCAUGGUAGAUUUACACUUCAUAAUCCCAACUUCAACUUUAUUUCUAAUAUUGAAAGCAAUCGCAACGCUCAUAUCUAUUUUCAUUAUGCUGAUAAGAGGAAAAUUAAAGUACAAACAUUAUUUGACUAAUCCUUCAACCAUUUAGGAAUUAGCUUGUUGUUUAUGAAGCGCUUUAAUGAAUAGUAAAGAGUUGCAUUAGAUCAUACAUAUAUCUUGCAUUGAUGGUUAAAAAAUUCAUUUUAACCUUCCCAGGUUUUUCCUCAUCAAAGAGACAUUCGGGUCGUUUUACAUCUUAUGUUCUUACAGUCCAUUUAAGAGGGAAAAUCUAUUUGAAUCCAUACUAUACUAUUAGAUUACUCAUAAUGGAUUGUGCAUAAAAAGC
Mucor mucedo is the source of this 631-nucleotide messenger RNA. RefSeq lists its product as uncharacterized. The record is from RefSeq and is a predicted model, not a curated record. Lineage: Eukaryota; Fungi; Mucoromycota; Mucoromycetes; Mucorales; Mucoraceae. The transcript is spliced from 2 exons. The coding region runs from base 1 to 378 and encodes 125 amino acids.